AUGGCCCAGUCCCCGCCUCUGCAGACCCUCGACCCCUGGAUCUUACCCCAGGGCUGGGGUUGGGCCGGGCACCCGGACUCCACGUCCCCGGCCUCCUCCUCCUCGGACUCGUCGGGCUCGUGCCCCUGUGACGGCGCCCGCGGCCCCUCGCAGCCCACGCCCCCCGCCCGCGGCGUCCGGACCCCACCAGCCGCCCCGACGGCGCCCGGACGCGCGCGCCCCGCCCCGGCCGGCGGGCAGCGGCAGAGCGCCAGCGAGCGCGAGAAGCUGCGCAUGCGCACGCUCGCCCGCGCGCUGCACGAGCUGCGCCGCUUCCUGCCGCCGUCCGUGGCGCCCGCCGGCCAGAGCCUGACCAAGAUCGAGACGCUGCGCCUGGCCAUCCGCUACAUCGGCCACCUGUCGGCCGUGCUGGGCCUCAGCGAGGACGGCCUGCGGCGCCGGCGCCCGCGACGCUGCGACGAGACGCCCCCUCGGGGCUGCCCGCUCUGCCCCGACGGCGGCUCCGCGCAGGCGCAGACGCCGACGCAGGCGCGCGGCCAGAUCUUGGGCUCCGCCGCCCCCGUGGCGGGGUCUUGGGGGUCCCCACCUGCCUGUGUAGGAGUCCCAGCAGCGCCCGAAUGCUUGGGAAGCAGGGUCCCCGACGUGGGUCCUUGGGUUUCACCCCCUUACUGUUCCGGGACGCAGUCGCUUCCGCAAGUGUCCCCACGUAGGGCCCCCGAUGCGGCCCUUUGGACGCCGCCCGAAGCCGGUUCCGGAACGCAGACACCUGGAGUGCCCGGGACCCCGGCCACGACCUGGGCGCCGCCCCCCGCCGCCCCGGAGCCCGCUGCAGCGUACCAGGUACCGUGUCCAGGCUGCAGUUGGAAAUGGACGGGGGUAUCUGUGUGUCUCCAGAGUCCUAUCUGCUGCCAGAAACCCCACCCCUCCUGCCAGGCCCAGCAUGCCAGAGACUGCAGCCUCAGACCCAAUGGGGAUACUGGAGCCACAGUGCAGAGGGGCUCCCCAGCUCAGAGCACCAGGGACCAGGCCCCACCUUCCAUUUCAGUGAUGAAGGCCCUCUCCAGAGCUCAGGCCUGCAGCUCAGUGGCUGCCCUGAGCUUUGGCCAGAAGACUUGGAGGGGGGCCACCUGAGCAUCUUCUACUAAUGGCCCUGCCUGUCCCCUGUUCAACUAGGAAUCAGGCCUGUAGUGUGGGCGCCCUCAUUUGCGAGGUCAGCGGUGUUCAGACUUUCCUUUAGCCCAGGAUCCCUUUUCCAAGUGUUGCCUUUCGUGGAAGCAGUGUUUGGUGGCCUCCCUGGCUGGCGUGGGGGCUGGGGCAGUGCCCUCUGCUCCUAGGCACCCCCCAAAAUGACUAGUGCCCUGAAGAGCACAGCCCAAGCUGCAGAAACACCCCAGGGCUGGGGUUGGGCCGGGCACCCGUGGCCCCUCGCAGCCCACGCCCCCCACCCACGGGGACUGCUUGACCACCAAGUUGGCAGGGCUGGGACUGACGGGGGGUGGAUUGGGGGAGUGGGGUGGGCUGAGGGCAGACCCCUGUAUACUUUGUGUUUGAAGAAACACAACACAGCGCUUGCCGGUUUGGCUCAAUGCAUAGAGCGUCGGCCUGUGGACCAAAGGGUCCCGGGUUCGAUUCCAGUCAAGGGCACAGACCUGGGUUUCAGGCUCCUCUCUGGCCCUGGUCAGUGCGCAUGCA
Molecule: messenger RNA, 1692 nt
Organism: Myotis myotis
Lineage: Eukaryota; Metazoa; Chordata; Mammalia; Chiroptera; Vespertilionidae
Gene: MESP2
Product: mesoderm posterior bHLH transcription factor 2
Exons: 2
Coding region: 1-1131 (376 amino acids)
Biological process (GO): mesoderm formation; heart morphogenesis; somite rostral/caudal axis specification
Cellular component (GO): nucleus
Molecular function (GO): DNA-binding transcription factor activity, RNA polymerase II-specific; protein dimerization activity; RNA polymerase II cis-regulatory region sequence-specific DNA binding
Source: RefSeq, a predicted model, not a curated record